Gossypium raimondii (Peruvian cotton) is the source of this 1784-nucleotide messenger RNA. RefSeq lists its product as uncharacterized. The coding region runs from base 76 to 1431 and encodes 451 amino acids. The record is from RefSeq and is a predicted model, not a curated record. The transcript has 5 exons. Lineage: Eukaryota; Viridiplantae; Streptophyta; Magnoliopsida; Malvales; Malvaceae. Gene Ontology annotation, molecular function: aminoacylase activity. Gene Ontology annotation, cellular component: cytoplasm. Gene Ontology annotation, biological process: amino acid metabolic process.
CUUUCCAGUCAUUUCAGCGUUAACGUUAAACUCAGGCCCGCUACUCCAAGUCAAAGCCGACCGGGAACUCAAUCAAUGGAAAAACCUUACACUUUCAAUCUUCUUCAGCUACUCUUCCUCUAUUUACUGCUUCCAUUCCUCUCAAAUUCGAUACCACCACCAGCCCAAACCGACCACUCCGAAAUCAUAUCAAGGUUCCAACAAUACCUCCAAAUCAACACUUCCCAACCAUCCCCAGACUACCAAAAAUCUACCCACUUCAUCCUAUCCCAAGCCGAUUCCCUCUCUUUGCAAUCCCAAGUCAUCGAAUUCGUUCAAGGUAAGCCAAUUGUGCUCCUUCAAUGGCCAGGCUCCGACCCUUCCUUGCCUUCCAUCCUCCUUAACUCUCACACUGACGUCGUCCCUUCUGAGUAUUCGAAAUGGGUUUAUCCUCCUUUUGGAGCUCACAUCGACGAACAAGGAAAUAUCUUUGCUAGAGGCUCUCAGGAUAUGAAGUGCGUUGGCAUGCAGUACCUGGAAGCUAUUCGUAGGUUGAGGUCUUCUGGGUUCUGCCCGAAACGAUCUCUUUACCUGUCGUUUGUUCCUGAUGAGGAGAUUGAUGGCCGUGAUGGUGCUGAGAUGCUUGCUUCCUCUGAUGUCUUCAAGAAUAUGAAUGUCGAUAUAGUGCUUGAUGAAGGGUUGGCUUCUCCCAAUGAGAACUAUAGGGUAUUCUAUGGGGAGAGGGCUCCAUGGUGGUUGGUUAUAAAGUCAAAUGGAGCUCCUGGACAUGGGGCGAAGCUUUAUGAGAAUAGUGCCAUGGAGAACCUUUUCAAGAGCAUUGAGAGUAUUUGGAGGUUCAGGGCUUCUCAGUUUGAUUUGGUGAAGGCAGGUUUGAAGGCUGAAGGGGAAGUCAUCUCGGUUAAUAUGGCCUUUCUGAAGGCUGGCACGCCUUCCCCAACAGGUUUUGUCAUGAAUUUGCAGCCCUCAGAAGCAGAGGCUGGUUUUGAUAUUCGAAUACCACCGAUUGGUAAUGUAGAGUCGCUGGAGAAACAGAUAGCUGAGGAAUGGGCACCUGCUUCGCGGAACAUGACAUUUGAGUUUAAGGCAAAGGGUAUACUGCAUGAUGACCUGGGAAGGCCGCUUGUGACUGCAACCGACAGUUCUAAUCCAUGGUGGACUCUGUUGGAAGAAGCUAUCAAGAAAGCGAAUGGAAAAAUAGGAAAGCCUGAGAUAUUUCCAGCCUCGACAGAUGCUCAAAAUUUUCGGAAACUAAGCCUGCCGGCUAUCGGUUUCUCACCUAUGGCUAACACUCCUAUUUUGCUUCAUGACCAUAAUGAGUUCCUAAACCAAGCUGAAUACUUGAGAGGAAUUGAGGUAUACGAGUCUAUAAUCAAAGCUUACACAUCAUACAUCCCGCCUGGAGGACAUGGAGAUUCACGAGACGAGUUGUAAGGUACCAGCAAUGUACAUCUUCAUACUUAAAGGUAUAUCCUCAAUGCUGUAUCGAUGAUGAGGGAAACAGUUUUACCACUUACCUAUGCUAAAGAGAACAUGGUUCGUCAUGCAACUUCUUGGAUAAUGUGGUAUUUGAACAUGCCUGAUGCGUCAUGUCUUCUUCUUGUCAUGGCAUUUCAUUUUCCCAGUUUACUUUGUGGUUGAACAAUAGCGUCUGAUGUUUUGAUAACCAUCAUGUUCUUAAGAAUGCUUACAUGUUUGAAGCUUUAAUGACUAUAUUCAAGAUCAACAAUCUUAUUCUUUAUAUUUUAAUUUGACAUAAUUUAAUCUCUUUAUUUUUAUUACCUCAA